Molecule: messenger RNA, 1131 nt
Organism: Penicillium vulpinum
Lineage: Eukaryota; Fungi; Ascomycota; Eurotiomycetes; Eurotiales; Aspergillaceae
Exons: 2
Coding region: 1-1131 (376 amino acids)
Biological process (GO): methylation
Molecular function (GO): S-adenosylmethionine-dependent methyltransferase activity
Source: RefSeq, a predicted model, not a curated record
AUGGCGUCCGACAAGACUCUCGCCAACAAUGUUCCCAUGCAAGGCAAUGGCUUCUACAGCUCAAACUCAGCACUCCAGUAUGCGGCCAUGCUGAAUGCACUUCCAUUACUGUCUGCUUCAGUAAUCCAGAAGAACACCAAUGAGGGUAAAAUGCAAAAGCGCCAUCUGGCUGCCAUUGAAUAUGGCUCUGCGCAUGGCAAUAACUCGACGCUAAAUAAUAUUUUCAGUGAACUUCCGAUGAAAGAAAUUAUAAAACUCACCGAGCAAAGCACAGACGUGCAGCUUCACUUCAACGAUCGCCCUGAGAAUGACUUCACGACGCUAUCGCGAAAUGUCACAGGGUUCCAGUGGCCGACAGAGGGAACUAGACGGGUAUUCACCUCCAUGGUGCCCCAGUCAUUUUAUGAACCCGUGGUUCCCCCGUUAUCCGUUGAUAUCGGAUUCUCUCUGGCCUGUCUGCACCAUUUGGAUCAUGUCGAUCCUCGUCCGGAAGGCCGGAGCCCCGUCGACCCAGAACGUCAGAUCGCCUUGCGGCACCAAGCAAAGAAAGAUCUCCGUCGCUUCCUGAAUCUACGCGCUGAGGAAUUUGCUCCUGGCGGCUCACUUGUUCUCUCAUUUGUCAGCAAGGCAUCAACAGGAGAGGAGAACUAUCCCGGUCCUGUCGAUGCGUGCCGCUCAGCUCUCAUAGAUAUGGUCAAAGAGGGCUUGAUUCCCCUAGAGGUUGCGGGAGAAUUUGAAGUGCCGACGUAUAAUCGGACUUUGGAGGAUGUUCGGGAAUCCCUUGAAGAGGUGAAGGGAGAAUGGGCAGCCGAGGAGGUAUACGAAAAGAAGGUUCUGCAUCCUGCGGUAGAGGAGUUUGCAGCAAAGAAACAGGCCCAUCCCCAGGAUAUUGACGCCCAUCGAAUCAAUUAUGGAAACACCGUGAUUGAUUGGCUGAUGGCUGUUGUUGGGGGAUAUUUUGAUAAGAUGCUCCGUCUUGGCUUGGGUGAGAAUUACAGUAAGGCUAAUGGAGAGCUAUUGCUGGGUGAGUGGGUCAAGAGAACCAAAGAUAAGUUCUUGGAGAAACACGAUGUUGAGGAUGUUUACUGCUGGUUUAUCUAUGUGCGUCUGACGCGGCUUGAGGGACAAUAG